AUGAAAAAAUCAUAUGAAACAAAAUCCUCUACGAGGAAAGACAAAAAAGACUCUUUACAAGACAAACCACAAGAAAAGACACAGGAUAAGUCUUUAACAACAUAUUUUUCACCUCAGCCACAUCAGACUCUAAAGUAUAGGACGACUGAUAUGGAUCUCAGUUCAGAGAGUAUGGAGUCAGAAGGUACAAAAAAGCCUGAUAAGGAACCGAUUACUAUUUCACUGUUGCAUACAAGUUUAAAUGCCAAUUUAGAAGAGAUAAAAUCUGAACUGGCCGUAAUGGCUACAGAAAUCAAAGCAGAUAUAAAAAAGGAAAUAAAUAUCUUGACAACAAAAUUGGAGGGUCUUGAGGUUAAAUUAAAAGAUAUGGACUUCCAAGUAAAUCUCCUGAAUGAUAACUAUCAAUUGGCACUUCGUAAAAUUUCAGACCUCGAACUCAAAGUAAGUGAUUUGGAAGACCGAUCGAGGUGGAAAAAUUUACGUUUUAGAAAUCUGCCGGAGAAGGGAACCCAGGACAAUGCCAAACAAAUUGUGAUAGAAUAUAUAUCGGCCCUGGGGAUUACAUACAAUCCUUCAGAUCAACUAAUUGAAAGGUGUCAUAGACUAUUCAAACCGAAAUCUCCUCAGAAUGAUUUACCUCGAGAUAUUAUGGUUUGUUUUUUUGCAUUUGAUUUCAAGGAAACGAUUUUAAAAGCUGCCAGAUUAAAUCCGGUCUCUUCAGGUCCCUUCCAGAAUGUCAAGGUGUUUCAGGACUUAUCAUUCGAAACUAAAGCCCAACGUAAAAAGUUUGGCUUUGCUACCCAAAUUUUAUGA
Messenger RNA from Pelobates cultripes (western spadefoot toad), 813 nucleotides. NCBI's taxonomy places the organism in Eukaryota, Metazoa, Chordata, Amphibia, Anura, Pelobatidae. The record is from the annotation of a GenBank genome assembly.